Lachancea nothofagi CBS 11611 is the source of this 1263-nucleotide messenger RNA. The record is from the annotation of a GenBank genome assembly. NCBI's taxonomy places the organism in Eukaryota, Fungi, Ascomycota, Saccharomycetes, Saccharomycetales, Saccharomycetaceae.
AUGUUUUUCAAGAGAUACCUGGCGUCAGUGCGCAAGGUCAAAGUCAAGACUCCGCUGGUGGAGCUUGAUGGAGACGAAAUGACUCGAAUCAUCUGGGAUCGCAUCAAAAACAAGCUGGUGCUACCUUACGUGGACGUGGAGCUCAAGUACUAUGACCUGUCGGUCACUUCCAGAGACAAGACCGAAGACGUCAUCACCCACGACGCAGCGCACGCGAUCGCCAAGUACGGCGUGGGCGUGAAGUGCGCUACGAUCACUCCGGACGAGGAGCGUGUUAAAGAGUUCAACUUGAAGAAGAUGUGGCGGUCGCCCAACGGGACCAUCCGUAACAUUUUGGGCGGCACGGUAUUCCGGGAACCCAUUGUCAUUCCCAGGAUUCCACGUUUGGUGCCAGGCUGGGAAAAACCGAUCAUUAUAGGCCGUCAUGCCCAUGGCGACCAAUACAAAGCCACCGACGUGGUGAUUCAGAAACCUGGAGUCUUGGAACUGGUGCACAAGCCAGCAGACGGUUCGGAGCCGCUGGUAAUGCAGGUCUACGACUUUAAGAAAUCCGGCGGCGUUGCUCUGGCGAUGUACAACACAGACGAGUCCAUUCGCGGGUUUGGCCACGCUUCGUUCAAGCUUGCGCUCUCCAAGAAGCUUAAUCUGUUCUUAUCAACCAAAAACACCAUCCUGAAGCAGUACGAUGGCCGUUUCAAGGACAUCUUUCAGGAACUGUACGACUCUGAGUACAAGUCUCAAUUCGAGAGCGCAGGCAUUUCAUACGAACACCGUUUGAUUGACGAUAUGGUAGCGCAAAUGGUCAAGUCCAAGGGUGGUUUCAUCAUGGCUCUGAAGAACUACGAUGGCGACGUUCAAUCCGAUAUCGUGGCUCAGGGUUUUGGCUCUUUGGGACUGAUGACUUCGGUGCUUGUCACCCCAGACGGAAAGACCUUUGAGAGUGAAGCUGCUCAUGGUACCGUAACCAGACACUUCAGACAACACCAGCAAGGCAAGGAAACAUCCACGAAUUCAAUUGCCUCCAUAUUUGCUUGGUCUCGGGGCCUAGCCAAACGAGGAGAGCUGGAUAACACACCGGACGUUGUGGAGUUCGCACACAAACUGGAAGAUGCCACCUUAAAAACCGUGCAAGAAGACGGGAUCAUGACCAAGGACUUGGCUUUGGCCUGUGGCAACAGCGACCGUUCUGCGUACGUGACCACUAACGAGUUUCUUGAAGCCGUGGAAAACAGGCUCAAGAAGGAAAUUGAGAGCGUGAAGUGA